Molecule: messenger RNA, 4152 nt
Organism: Cydia fagiglandana
Lineage: Eukaryota; Metazoa; Arthropoda; Insecta; Lepidoptera; Tortricidae
Product: venom serine carboxypeptidase-like
Exons: 1
Coding region: 71-1453 (460 amino acids)
Biological process (GO): proteolysis
Molecular function (GO): serine-type carboxypeptidase activity
Source: RefSeq, a predicted model, not a curated record
AACGUCAAAAUAAACUCAGUAAAUUGUUUUGAAGGUUUUGAAGAUAUUUAUGUAAUUGUUUAUUGUUGAAAUGCAUUUAAUUUUAUUAUUUCUGUUUACAUACAUAAGUUUUGCAUCUGCUUUGUUUCCUUACGUGUAUCCUGAGAUUGAACUUGCAGCAUCGCUCACUGGAGAUGCCGGGACACCAUUAUAUCUCACGCCAUUCCUGAAAAAUGGCUCCAUAGACGCGGCACAAAAGCUUUCCCGAGUGUCUUUGACUGCCAAACUCGGCUUCGAGAGCCAUGCCGGCUUCUUUACGGUGGACGAACAUUAUCAAUCUAACCUGUACUUCUGGUACUUUCCAACGUUUUCCAAAGAUCCAAAUGCACCAGUUAUCCUGUGGUUGCAAGGCGGGCCCGGCGGAAGCUCCUUAUUCGGACUGUUCACGGAAAUAGGGCCUUUAAUAGCAACUAAAAAAGGCUUCAAAUUGAGGAAGCACCACUGGGCAUUGAACAGCCAUCUUAUUUUUAUUGACAACCCUGUUGGCACAGGAUUUAGUUUCACUAACGACAAAGAAGGUUAUUGUACUGAUGAAAACUGUGUUGCACUCGGCUUGUACAAUGCUAUGCAACAAUUCUUCACCCUAUUUCCUGAUUUAAGAAGCCACAAGUUUUUUAUAACUGGGGAAUCUUAUGCGGGGAAGUAUAUACCAGCUUUAGGUAUGGUGAUACAUAAUCGGAAUCCUAAAGCUGUUAAUAAAAUUAACCUACAAGGUAUGGCAAUGGGAAAUGCUUACUGUGAUCCCGCUAACCAGCUAGAUUACGGUAACUACUUGUAUCAACAUGGACUUAUAGAUUAUAAUCAACUACAAGUAUUUGAGAAGUUUGAAGCGAAGAUUGCAGCUGAAAUAGGCAAAGAGAACUGGGUGCAAGCAGAUUUACUGAUGGAUCUAAUGAUGGACGGAAACGUGAAAAACUUCUCAUACUUCAAGAACUACACUGGUUUUGAUAACUAUUAUAAUUUUCUUAAAACAAGUGAAGUAGAUAUUACUAUAUUUGCCAAGUUGCUGCAGGACGACAAAGCUCGAAAGAGCAUUCAUGUUGGAAACCUGCCUUUCCACGCCGGUAAAGAAGUGCAGUUACAUUUAGCAUUGGACAUACUGAAAUCUGUAGCACCGUACGUUAAAACAUUGCUCUCUCAUUACCGAAUACUUAUAUACAACGGACAGUUAGAUAUAAUUGUUGCUUAUCCGCUAACGGAAAAGUUUCUACAGAAUUUAGACUUCAGCUCUGCCAAGGAGUAUAAAACUGCUCCGAGGAAGAUAUGGUGGGUCGAGAAUGAGGUGGCAGGGUACAGGAAGAAAGCUGGCAACUUGACAGAGCUGCUAGUGAGAAAUGCGGGCCAUAUGGUGCCACAUGAUCAGCCCAAGUGGGCAUUUGAUAUGAUCACGCGUUUUAUUCAAGACAAAAUAUGAUUCAUUACAUUAUAUACAUGACAAUAUUACACUAUACUUAUCUCAUUGUGUAGUAAAUAAUUUAAUUUAAAAACCUUGGUAUGCUGUGAAUGAAUGAGGCGCAUUAUUGUGAACCUUGUGGCAAUACCUGAAGGUUGAUAUUAGGUAGUUUUUAUUUAUUUAAUUGUAUGGCAAGAUUCGAGUCGCUUAUUAUUAGGAUAGUACGAUAUUAGGUAGUAGCCAUGCAAGUCAGUUAAUGUCUAUGGUAGCUAAGUAACAAGUUAGAAACAUUUUAGAAAUUGUAACUAAUAUGAAUCUCAUAUUUUCGAAGGUUUUAUUUACUUUAUUAUAUAAAUAUGGACCACCAUAUUUGCACCACAAGCCAAUCCACCAGGAUUGGCUUGGACAUUGUUUUUGUAUAGGUUAUGUACACUGUACGUACAGUCAGCAGCAGAAGUCGCUGUACACUCCAGGUGCUCAGAGAGAGGUAAACGUUUAAACUGUCAAAAAGUUGUUGACUGUCAUGGUAGUAUUUACUUGUGAGCGCUCAACGUGUCACAAAUAUGUUAACAGUCGCUAUUCAUUAAUUUCUAUACUUACAACAAGUCAUUGAUACCUUAGCUGUCAAAAAACCAAUGGUAUCUAAGCGGUCAACGUGUCAAAUAUAUCUGAACAAUAUGGAAAAAUAGACUUUAAAGCAUACAAGUAUGGUCGAAUAUUGAAUAAAAGAUAGCCAUGCUAAUUUCAGGUAAAGCGUUUUGACAAUCAUCGAAAGCAGUACAGUCUUGUCAUCACAUACAUCUAUCUCACGUUUUGCCCUUCAACCAUUUGACAGGAGCCUCUCGGUCAACUUACUGCAAACUAUUUCUUUUAACAGAAUCGUCAAGACGAAUGACACAUAGCAAAAGCUAACUGAAGCCGAGUUUAGAGCCAAUUGUCAAGGCACGUCGUGGUCUCAGUAACAGGCGUUUGCUUUUCAAAGCAGAGACCGCGGGUUCAAAUCUCAGUCGUACGCACCUAGAGAUUACAGCUUUUUGUUUUUUUUGGAUUUCAUUUCUAUUAUUAAUUUGUGUCUUCUAGUUUUAUGUUAAUUUCGCAUUAGUUUAUAUAAUUUUUGAAGAUAAUGUCACAUGUAGCGUAUGUACGACUUUCUAUCAGGACGUUGUAGGUUUGAACCCGCAGUGGGCGUUACUUAGAUUACUCCUGUGCGGAAUGCCAUUUGAUAUUUACUACUCAAAAAUCACGUUUGUUGUAUGGGAGCCCCACUUAAAUCUUUAUUUUAUUCUGUUUUUAGUAUUUCUUGUUACUUAUAAUAGCGUCAACAGAAAUACAUCAUUUGUGAAAAUUUGAACUGUCUAUAGCUAUCACGGUUCCUGAGAUACCGCCUGGUGACAGACGGACGGACGGACGGAUGGAUGGACAGACGGACGGACAGCAGAGUCUUAGUAAUAGGGUCCCGUUUUACCCUUUGGGUACGGAACCCUAAAAAUGCUGGUCUCUUCGAAAACUGACUAAGGUACUUGCACCUAAUAAGGCCCAGUUUUAAAGUUUGCUCAAUUUCAAAAUUUUAUACUUUUAUAAGUGUAAAUGAGUUUAAAUUUCUCGCCCAUGUUUGGUUAGUACCAUAGACAAAAUUGCAAGUUCAUAUCAAAAAUGAUAAAUAUAAAAAAUUAAGUUAAAAGUGGGCCUUAUUAGGCGCAAGUACCUUAAAUUAAAUUAAAGGAUAUGAAAACAAUGCAUUUUAUUAAUUUCAGACAUCAUGUUUCAUGUUAGUACCAUAGACAAAAUUGCAAGUUCAUAUCAAAAAUGAUAAAUAUAAAAAAUUAAGUUAAAAGUGGGCCUUAUUAGGCGCAAGUACCUUAAAUUAAAUUAAAGGAUAUGAAAACAAUGCAUUUUAUUAAUUUCAGACAUCAUGUUUCAUAGUAACAUUUAUUGCUUAAGACCUACACAAUCGAUAUCUAAAUAGAAAUAGUCUUAGUUUUAUUUUUCAAAACGUUCGGGGUUCGAUUCCCGAGCUGAGUACACAUUUUUUUUAAUGUAUGAAUGCAGUUUUUCGUGUUACUAAAAUCGAUGACAUGAUUCCUAAGAAGAGAUCGGUGUAUAUCGUAUAGUAUCAGAUUUUCCCAUACUGGCCGAUCUAAAUGGGCCACCCUGUAUAGUAUAUUUUACUACAAUAAGUGGGCUAAAUAAAUAUAUUAACAUAGGUAUAUAAUAUGAUCAACGGUUUGGAAGAAAGCUGCAUAUGACAGUUAAAAUAAAAAAACCGAUCAUUCUAGUAGGAAACCUACUUAUUUAUUGUAUAAGUUUGACACUUAACGAUAAAAUACUUCUUUAAGAAAGGAGGUGUCAAUUCGUAGUGCUACAGUAUUUAUUUUAAAGUUAAACAGAUAAAAUGUUGAUGCUUAGUUUACCAUUGAAAUAACAACUGCUUAGCAACUGGUGGCACCCUGGCUGCUGACGUACGUGAUUGGCAGUGCGUGUAGGUAUUAAUGACAGCAGCUUGAAUUUGAUUGCUUAGUUACCACUGACUUUUUAACCGUUAUUGUCAUUGUGAUUAAAUAAGGGUGUAUGUGUUAAAGAAAAACUCAGAAGUUAAGGUAUUUGUGACGAACUGAAAGCCUACGUGAAAAUGACAUCUUAGAUGUCCUUAUUUUUGUGACGAUUGAAGUGUAUAUGUUUUCUUGGACACCUUGCCCGCUCAGGUAUAUCUGCUGCUGACU